Molecule: messenger RNA, 1549 nt
Organism: Phacochoerus africanus (Common warthog)
Lineage: Eukaryota; Metazoa; Chordata; Mammalia; Artiodactyla; Suidae
Gene: FRRS1L
Product: ferric chelate reductase 1 like
Exons: 6
Coding region: 110-922 (270 amino acids)
Biological process (GO): regulation of glutamate receptor signaling pathway
Source: RefSeq, a predicted model, not a curated record
ACGCGCGCUGGCGGCGGCGGCGGCGGCGGCGGCGGCGCAGUCCCGACCCCGCGCCCGCGGCGCCCCAGCUGCGGCCGGAACGGCCUGGCUGCGGGAUCUGUGCGCAGCGAUGGCGCAGCGGCGCCGGCAGCGCCGGGGAACCUGGACGCCGCUGCUCUUGCUGCUGCUGACCGGGCCCGCCGCCUGCGCCGCCAGCCCUGCGGACGACAGCGCGGGCCCCGGUGGCCGUGGACCCCGGGGCCGCACGCGGGGGGACGUGGGCGCGGACGAGGCGGCGCCGCGCCACGACUCCUCCUACGGCACCUUCGCUGGGGAGUUCUACGACCUACGCUACCUAUCCGAGGAGGGUUACCCUUUCCCUACUGCACCUCCUGUGGAUCCAUUUGCCAAAAUCAAAGUGGAGGACUGUGGAAAAACUAAGGGAUGCUUUAGAUAUGGCAAACCAGGCUGUAACGCAGAGACCUGUGACUACUUCCUUAGCUACCGGAUGAUAGGGGCUGAUGUGGAGUUUGAGCUGAGUGCAGACACAGAUGGUUGGGUAGCAGUUGGAUUCUCUUCUGACAAGAAAAUGGGUGGCGACGAUGUCAUGGCCUGUGUCCAUGACGACAACGGCAGGGUCCGCAUACAGCACUUCUAUAACGUAGGCCAGUGGGCAAAGGAGAUUCAGAGGAAUCCAGCCAGAGAUGAAGAAGGCAUUUUUGAGAACAAUCGGGUUACCUGCAGAUUUAAAAGGCCUGUGAACGUUCCCAGAGAGGAAACAAUUGUUGAUCUGCACUUGAGUUGGUAUUAUCUGUUUGCUUGGGGUCCAGCCAUUCAGGCUCAAGAGUUACUUGGAAUAAUGCUAAAGAGAACCUCAUUGGAUGGCCCUAGUUCACAGUCAGCCUUUCAGGCAGAAGACCUUUCACAUUUACAUAGAGCAUGAAGGCUUUUGGAUACACAACUAAUGAAGAGAAUGUUGGAGAGGACCCCCCAAGUGAUCCUUUGUUCCAACUGUCUGACACAGCCCAUUUAGAGGAAAAUCAUUUAUGGGUAUAAUGACGCUGCUGAGGCAUUUCCACUGUAGAGUUCUGGAGUCUCCUGGCCUGCCCCCAGCACUUUAAAGCAGGCUCCAACUUGGUGGGUUUUGUGAUGAAACAGCAGUGGAGACUGUGAUUUCUGAUGUCUUCCUUGGAAUCCACGCCAGAGGUGAAAGGCCCCCCCCUUGGGGAGAGGUUUUCAAAUUCUUCUGGAAUGGAACAAAAAUAUGGAAAACAUCCAGAUUCUGUGACAUUGCACAAUGUACCACGUAAAUCCAAGGCAAUGUAGGAGAAAACAAUCCUCACCGCAGAUGGAGAGAGGUUAAAUGACGUCGGUGUGAUGGAUUCAAACUCAAGCCAUCUGAUUCAAGUCCCCAGCUCCACCUGACUACCCCUGCCUCAUAACCAAGCCCCCCAGCCACGGCCGAGGAUGGGCUGUGUGUCACCUUCUAAGCUAGAGCGGCCAGUCUGGAGGACACGGACUAUGCAGGCACCCACCUUGUAAAUAAGAAAGCGAAUAUUUUUCUAUCUCA